GCUCCUCCCCAUCCUCGGGUGGAGAGUAGCAUUGGUUCGGGUUGCCAGUCUACCCCGAGUCCCACUGCUGCUUUGUUCCCAGACUCUCCCCUCCUCUUUGGAGAUGACUUGAACCCCUUUGGGAUCCGAGGGGCUGGCGGGGCGCGGGCUGGGGGGCGACAGUUGUAGAUCCACUUCCUGCUAAUGCGAGAAGGUCCCUCAGAGGAUCCAGCGAGGGGCGCCAACAAGAGGCGAAGAGGUGCCACCGAGGCGGCGGCAGGAAGAGGAGCGGGAGCAGGAGCGCGGAGCCAAGCGUCUCGACCCCCCGUGCGUACUUUCUGGAGGGAGGGGGCGGGGGAAUCGGCCCCGGAGGGAAGCGGCCGGUAGCGAGGGGGUUAGCCAAGUUCCGGCUGCGGCGCCACUCCCUCGCUGCCACGAGAGGAAAGUUUUUUUUUCCAGACGCUUCCGCCGGCUCGCGCCCUCCGGGCCCAGCCUCCCGAGCCUUUGGAGCGGGCGCCGUCCCAGCCCAGCUCCGGGGAAACGCGAGCCGCGAUGCCUGGGGGGUGCUCCCGGGGCCCCGCCGCCGGGGACGGGCGGCUGCGGCUGGCGCGACUGGCGCUGGUCCUCCUGGGCUGGGUCUCCUCGUCUUCUCCCACUUCCUCGGCAUCCUCCUUCUCCUCCUCGGCGCCGUUCCUGGCUUCUGCCGUGUCCGCCCAGCCCCCGCUGCCCGACCAGUGCCCCUCGCUGUGCGAGUGCUCCGAGGCGGCGCGCACAGUCAAGUGCGUUAACCGCAAUCUGACCGAGGUGCCCACGGACCUGCCCCCCUACGUGCGCAACCUCUUCCUUACCGGCAACCAGCUGGCCGUGCUCCCUGCCGGCGUCUUCGCCCGCCGGCCGCCGCUGGCGGAGCUGGCCGCGCUCAACCUCAGCGGCAGCCGCCUGGACGAGGUGCGCGCGGGCGCCUUCGAGCAUCUGCCCAGCCUGCGCCAGCUCGACCUCAGCCACAACCCACUGGCCUGCCUCAGCCCCUUCGCUUUCUCGGGCAGCAAUGCCAGCGUCUCGGCCCCCAGUCCCCUUGUGGAACUGAUCAUGAACCACAUCGUGCCGCCUGAAGAUGGGCGGCAGAACCGGAGCUUCGAGGGCAUGGUGGUGGCGGCCCUGCUGGCGGGCCGUGCACUGCAGGGGCUCCGCCGCUUGGAGCUGGCCAGUAACCACUUCCUUUACCUGCCGCGGGAUGUGCUGGCCCAACUGCCCAGCCUCAGGCACCUGGACUUAAGUAACAAUUCGCUGGUGAGCCUGACCUACGUGUCCUUCCGCAACCUGACACAUCUAGAAAGCCUCCACCUGGAGGACAAUGCCCUCAAGGUCCUUCACAAUGGCACCCUGGCUGAGUUGCAAGGUCUACCCCACGUUAGGGUCUUCCUGGACAACAAUCCCUGGGUCUGCGACUGCCACAUGGCAGACAUGGUGACCUGGCUCAAGGAAACAGAGAUAGUGCAGGGCAAAGACCGGCUCACCUGUGCAUAUCCGGAAAAAAUGAGGAAUCGGGUCCUCUUGGAACUCAACAGUGCUGACCUGGACUGUGACCCGAUUCUUCCCCCAUCCCUGCAAACCUCUUAUGUCUUCCUGGGUAUUGUUUUAGCCCUGAUAGGCGCUAUUUUCCUUCUGGUUUUGUAUUUGAACCGCAAGGGGAUAAAAAAGUGGAUGCAUAACAUCAGAGAUGCGUGCAGGGAUCACAUGGAGGGGUAUCAUUACAGAUAUGAAAUCAACGCGGACCCCAGAUUGACAAACCUCAGUUCUAACUCGGAUGUCUGAGGAAUGUUAGAGGACAGACCAAGGACAACUCUGCAUGAGGUGUAGACUUAAGCUUUAUCUCUACUAGGCUUGCUCCACUUUUAUCCUCCACUAUAGACACAACGGACUUUGACUAAAAGCAGUGCAGGGGAUUUGCUUCUUUGUUAUGUAAAGUUUCUUGGUGUGUUCUGUUAAUGUAAGACGAUGAACAAUUGUGUAUAAUGUUUUACCCUCUUUUUCUUGGAACUCGUCAACACGUACGGAGGGAUUUUUCAGGUUUCAGCGUGAACAUGGACUUCUUGCUGUCUGUCUCUCUCUUAGUACAGUUCAAGGUGUAGCAAGUGUACCCACACAGAUAGCGUUCAACAAAAGCUGCCUCAACUUUUUCGAGAAAAAUACUUUAUUCACAAAUAUCAGUUUUAUUCUCAUGUACCUAAGUUGUGGAGAAAAUAAUUGCAUCCUAUACCUGCAGACGUUAGCAGGCUCUUCAAAAUAACUCCAUAGUAUACAGGAGCACCUGCAUCCAAGAGCAUGCUUCCAUUUUACUGUUCUGCGUAUUACAAAAAAUAACUUGCAACUUCAUAACUUCUUUGACAAAGUAAAUUGCUUUUUUGAUUGCAGUUUAUAUGAAAAUGUACUGAUUUUUUUUUAAUAAACUGCAUCGAGAUCCAGCCGACUGAAUUGUUAAAAAAAAAAAUAAUAAAGAUUCUUAAAAGAGUUA
This is a messenger RNA of Symphalangus syndactylus (siamang), 2494 nucleotides long. It is a transcript of the gene TPBG, whose product is annotated as trophoblast glycoprotein. Gene Ontology annotation, biological process: negative regulation of canonical Wnt signaling pathway. Lineage: Eukaryota; Metazoa; Chordata; Mammalia; Primates; Hylobatidae. The record is from RefSeq and is a predicted model, not a curated record. Gene Ontology annotation, molecular function: protein binding. Gene Ontology annotation, cellular component: plasma membrane.